Molecule: messenger RNA, 2046 nt
Organism: Humulus lupulus (European hop)
Lineage: Eukaryota; Viridiplantae; Streptophyta; Magnoliopsida; Rosales; Cannabaceae
Exons: 4
Coding region: 1-2046 (681 amino acids)
Source: RefSeq, a predicted model, not a curated record
AUGUGGCAAAAGGCUCCUGGAUUCUUAGAGAAACUUAGAGAGGUAUGGCAGGAGCAAGUUUAUGGAGCUCCAAUGUUUCAACUAGUACAGAAAUUGAGGAAGUUUAAAGGAAAGUUGAAAGAUUUAAAUAGGGUGGAAGUAGGAGAUAUCAAUGUGGCUACCUCAUUAAAGUUACAGGAGCUCCUUUCCCAUCAGUCGGAACUUCAAAAUAAUCUGAGGGAUAAGGAGCUUAUCAUCAAAGAAAAGGAGGCUCGGGAGAGGUAUGAAGAAGCUCAUUCAAAUCUCAUUUCCUUCCUUCGGCAAAAAGCUAAAUUGCAUUGGCUUAAGGAUGGGGAUGAGAAUACAUCUAUAUUUCAUGCGAAUGAAGAUGUUAAAAAUGCCACUUUUGCAAUUCCGGGAAACAAGUCACCACGCCUGGAUGGAUACAACAGCUUCUUUUUCCAAGACAAUUGGGAAAUGGUAGGGGAAGAUGUGUGCAAAGCUGUGCAGUCUCUUCUACACUCAGAUUACCACAAAGUUGAUCUGUUCUCGGCUGAGGAAGGUGCUGCUACACAUAAUUGCUCAGAAUCAAAGUGGCUGGUUAUGAUAUGUGUGAGAACUCCAAGGUUCAGCCUCAUGUUUAAUGGUUCUUUACAUGGCUUUUUAGAAGCUAAAAGAGGCUUGAGACAAGGAGACCCGAUGUCACCCCUGUUAUUUGUGCUUGGGAUGGAAUAUUUAUCCCGAAUUCUAAUGAAAAUAGACAAGAAGGAGGAGUUUAAGUUCCAUGAUAGAUGUGAGGAACUCAAGCUGAAUCAUUUAUACUUCGCGGAUGAUGUUCUGCUUUUUUGUCAUGGUGAUUUCAAGUCCAUAUACCGCCUGCUACAAGGUUUGAAGCUCUUUUCUCAAUCUUCAGGCUUGCAGCCAAGUGUGGAAAAAACAUCCAUCUAUUGUGCUAACAUGAAUGAAUAUGAAGUACAGCGAGUGAUCCAAGUAUCAGGCUUUCAGAGAAGCUCCCUUCCCUUUACUUAUUUGGGGAUUCCUGUCUGUGCAAAUAAAAUACCAACUGCGGAAUGUGAGGUGAUUCUUGAAAGGAUGGUUCAACGAAUUAGAGUUUGGAGCUCAAGGAACCUUUCUUAUGCGGGAAGAGCUACAUUGGUGAACUCAGUUCUUAUGGCUAUCCAUUCAUAUUGGGCGCAAAUCAUGACCAUUCCUAAGAAGGACUUACAUAGAGUUAAUACAAUAUGUAGGAACUACUUAUGGAAAGGUAUGGUUGACUCAACUAGUUUGGGUCAGGUUGCAUGGGAAGAAAUGUGUCGUCCUAAGAGUGAAGGGGGCUUGGGAUUCAGGCGGAUUACCAAGUGGAAUGAGGCAGCUAUUGGCAAGUACGUUUGGGCAGUGGCUUCGAAACAAGAUACACUAUGGGUACAAUGGGUACAUGCGGUCUACAUAGGUGAUGGGGAUUGGUGGUCCUAUACGACCCCAAGUACCAGUAGUUGGUACUGGCGUCAGAUCGUUUGGGUGAAAGAAGCAUACAAGCAACUCAACUUGGUCCAAUUGAUCUCAUUGGGUAAAUACAAAAUUAAAGAAGGGUAUACUCUCCUUUGCUCAUCUCAUUCGAAAGUCCAUUGGAGAAAGGAGGUGUGGAAUAGACUUGCCAUACCAAAGCAUAGAUUUAUUCUAUGGCUCUCGGCCCUUGAUAGAUUACAGGUGAAAGAGAGGCUUCACAGGUUCAAGAUAGCCCAAGAUGACCAAUGUGUAAUGUGUGGAAUGAGUAAUAAGGAAACUAGAGAUCAUUUAUUCUUUGAUUGUCAUUUAAGUAAUCUCAGUUUUCUUAGCAUAAAAGAAUGGCUAGAUUGGAAGGUGUCUACAACAACAGUUCCAAAACUGUUAAGAUGGAUUGCUCGGGCAAAGUUCUCACCUUUCAGGAAACAGGAUCUGGCAGCGGCACUUGCAGCUACAGUAUACCAGAUAUGGCAUUGCCGGAAUGAUGCAAUAUGGAACCAGCGGGUUUGUACGGUUUUGGUGCUCACAAAAAGAAUACAAAGUGAUGUGAAAAAUAGAAUAUAA